Conger conger (European conger) is the source of this 547-nucleotide messenger RNA. RefSeq lists its product as uncharacterized. The transcript is spliced from 4 exons. Lineage: Eukaryota; Metazoa; Chordata; Actinopteri; Anguilliformes; Congridae. The record is from RefSeq and is a predicted model, not a curated record. The coding region runs from base 14 to 547 and encodes 177 amino acids.
CAGCGCAGCACCCAUGACUUUACGCACCCAGCUGGGGCUCGCGCUCGGAUUCCUGCUCACCGCCCUGCUCCUCUCCUGGCAGGCCCACGGGCUGCAGUGCUAUGGCUGCAACAUCAUCCAGGAGAGGAGGUACGUGGACGUGGGGUGCUCCAACCCCGAGGUGAUCACCUGUUCACACUCGCACAAGGGCUUCAAGCACCGCUUCUGCCUCAAGACCGAGAGCAUGGCGCUGGGGAUGGUCCUGACGAGUGGCUGUGCCACGUCGCGGCACUGCCAGCAGAGGGAGCUCCCCGGGGUGCGGAUCCACUGCUGCGACACCGACCUGUGCAACAGCGCCCCCCGCCGGUGCCCUGGGGUACUGCACUGCCUGGGCCUGCUGGGCGCCCUGCUGCUGGCCUGGCUGUGGGGCUGCUUCGCCAAGCCGGAGAAUCCCAGCGCCGCGCGCGGGAAUCACGGAAUGCAGGCGGGAAUCAGGGAAUACAGCCGGGAGAGAAAACACACCGAUAAGGACAACAAACUCCUGUCUUCUUUAAGGGAUAGCUAUUAG